Molecule: messenger RNA, 2899 nt
Organism: Phyllostomus hastatus (greater spear-nosed bat)
Lineage: Eukaryota; Metazoa; Chordata; Mammalia; Chiroptera; Phyllostomidae
Gene: ADARB2
Product: adenosine deaminase RNA specific B2 (inactive)
Exons: 11
Coding region: 143-2341 (732 amino acids)
Biological process (GO): adenosine to inosine editing; RNA processing
Cellular component (GO): nucleolus; cytoplasm
Molecular function (GO): tRNA-specific adenosine deaminase activity; double-stranded RNA binding; double-stranded RNA adenosine deaminase activity
Source: RefSeq, a predicted model, not a curated record
UCCAGGCUGCCAGCGCACCUUGCCUUCGCGGUUCCUGGAGAAGCAGAAGCAUUUAGCAGAGGCGGCGGCAGCGGCAAGAACAGCAAAGGUGAAACUGGUUGAGAAAGGAUUCCUGUCCUGCUCUACUUACCGAGUUUCAGCCAUGGCAUCGGUGUUGGGGACCAGCAGAGGGUCCGGAGGGCUGAGCAGUCAACUCAGAUGCAAGUCCAAGAGGCGGCGGCGGAGGAGGUCCAAGAGGAAAGACAAAGUAAGCAUGUUGUCAGCCUUCAUCACUCCCUUCAAGCACUUGAGCCCCGGGGCCACAAACACAGAGGAUGAAGACAAUCUAAGUACCAGCAGUGCAGAUGUGAAGGAGAACCGAAAUGUGAGCAACCUGGAAGCACGGCCACUGCCCAUUGGCGACAGAGCCCGAGGCAGUGCACCUGGCAUGAAGAGGAAAAGGCCUCUGGAGGAGGGCAAUGGUGGCCACUUCUGCAAACUGCAGCUGAUCUGGAAGACGCUCUCGUGGUCGAUGACGCCCAAGAACGCGCUGGUCCAGCUGCACGAGCUGCGGCCCGGCCUGCAGUACCGGAUGGUGUCCCAGACCGGCCCCGUGCAUGCGCCCAUCUUCGCUGUGGCCGUGGAGGUGAAUGGGCUCACAUUUGAGGGCACAGGGCCCACCAAGAAGAAGGCCAAGAUGCGGGCAGCCGAGCUGGCCCUGCGCUCCUUUGUGCAGUUCCCCAACGCCUGCCAGGCCCACCUGGCCAUGGGCAGCAGCACCAGCCCCUGCACAGACUUCACCUCUGACCAGGCUGACUUCCCAGACACACUGUUCAAGCAGUUCGAACCAGCAGCACCCACUGCGGCCUUCCCAGGUCGCUGCCCUGCCGAGCCCGAGCUGUUUUCCCCGGCAUGCCGGCGGGGUCGGCUGCUGCACCACACACUGGACCUGGUGGCCCCGGGCGAGAGGAACCCAGUGGUUGUGCUGAACCAGCUGCGCGCCGGCCUGCGCUACGUGUGCCUCUCAGAGCCGGCUGACAAGCAGCGGCCCCGGAGCUUCGUCAUGGCCGUGAGCGUGGACGGCAGAAUGUUUGAAGGCUCGGGACGCAGCAAGAAGCUGGCCAAGGGCCAGGCGGCACAGGCCGCCCUCCAGGCCCUCUUCGACAUCCGGCUGCCUGGCCACAUGCCCAGCAGGAGUAAAAGCCACCUCUUGCCCCAGGAAUUUGCUGACUCUGUGUCCCAGAUGGUCACGCAGAAGUUCCGUGAGCUGACAGUGGGCCUGACAUCCGUGCAUGCCCGCCACAGAGCGCUGGCAGGGAUCGUCAUGACCAAAGGCCUGGACGUCAGGCAAGCACAGGUUGUCGUCCUGUCCUCGGGGACCAAGUGCAUCAGUGGCGAGUACAUCAAUGACCAGGGGCUGGUGGUCAAUGAUUGUCACGCCGAGAUUGUGGCCCGGAGAGCACUGCUCCACUUCCUGUACGCACAGCUGGAGCUGCACCUCAGCAAGCGGCGUGAGGACUCGGAGCGCUCCAUAUUCGUGCGGCUGAAGGACGGAGGCUACCGGCUGAGGGACAACACUCUGUUUCACCUGUACCUGAGCACGUCCCCCUGCGGAGAUGCGCGCCUCAACUCGCCCUACGAAAUCACCACAGACCUGACCAGCAGCAAACAUGUCGUCAGGAAGUUCCGUGGGCACCUCCGCACGAAGAUUGAGUCCGGGGAGGGGACUGUGCCCGUCCGGGGCCCCAGCUCAGUGCAGACCUGGGACGGCAUCCUGCUGGGUGAGCAGCUCAUCACCAUGUCCUGCACGGACAAGAUCGCCAGGUGGAAUGUGCUAGGGCUGCAGGGUGCCCUCCUCUGCCACUUCAUCGAGCCCGUGUACCUGCACAGCAUCAUCGUGGGCAGCCUGCACCACACCGGCCACCUCUGCCGGGUCAUGAGCCACCGGACUGAGGACAUCGGCCAGCUGCCCACCUCCUACCAGCACAACCGGCCCCUCCUCAGCGGCGUGAGCAGCGCCGAGGCACGCCAGCCCGGAAAGUCUUCCCACUUCAGUGUGAACUGGGUCUUGGGCAACUCGGACGUGGAGGUCCUGGAUGCCACCAAUGGGAAGCGGAGUUGCGGAGCCUCAUCCCGGCUCUGCAAGCAUAUGCUCUCCGCCCGGUGGGCGCGACUGUAUGGAAAGCUGAGCACACGGAUACCAAGCCACGGAGACGCGCCAUCCAUGUACUGUGAAGCCAAGCUGGCGGCACACACCUACCAGUCAGUUAAGCAGCAGCUGUUUAAAGCAUUUCAAAAGGCAGGCCUGGGCACCUGGGUGAGGAAGCCACCUGAGCAGGACCAGUUCCUACUCACUCUAUGAGUCCCCGCCCCAGGCUCUCGGACACAGCGAGAUGCCUGAGAAGGCCAGGCAGGCGUGAGGAGCAACAAGACUGUGCUGAUCGGGUCUGUGCAUUCAUUUUCCUUUGGUGUUCCAGAAAUACAUGAGCGUGCAAUGUUCGGAUGAGCAGCUAGACUUGAACUAGGAACAUGCUGCUUCUCAAAUGGCUACUCCCAGGUUGCUGGAACCACGCAUGCCCGCCACACCCACAGGCACCAAUGCAGUGGUUCCCUGUUCUCAAGGUGUCAGAGGGAGCGCAUCUCUUCAGGCUGGAGGGUCUGAGUUGCAGCCUUGAAAGGUGGUACUGAGGCAUUGCCAGUUAGAAAUAAACCUCAGGCACCGUCUCCUAUGUUUCCCUCCCCCCACACGCCUCUCGAGCGUUGCACUUGGUUCUCACUAGCACAAGAUUACAGAUACUUCAAGAUAAGCCACAGUGAAGAAAAAAGCCAUGGGCUCCUCCCCAAAGAAGCCAAUAAGAACACCUUCUCAUUUUCAUUAUUCAUUUAGUGUUUUACUCCAUCUCCUUUCGAAGAGCAUUUG